This is a messenger RNA of Jaminaea rosea, 6396 nucleotides long. RefSeq lists its product as hypothetical. NCBI's taxonomy places the organism in Eukaryota, Fungi, Basidiomycota, Exobasidiomycetes, Microstromatales. Bases 1 to 6396 code for a protein of 2131 amino acids. The record is from RefSeq and is a predicted model, not a curated record. The transcript is spliced from 3 exons.
AUGUCGUCCGUAUUCAGCAGUGGCGCCUUCGAGAUGGACCUUGCUGCGAACCAUCGCGCCACCUCUCGUGAUUAUAAUGAUCAAGGCAGCAGCAAGGCGAGAGACGUCGAUGACGAUGAUACUCGUAGCCUGCUCUCUCUCUUGACCUCGGACGUCAUGCCUGGCAAGGGAACGGGCGCAAUGGCAUUCCCUAUGCCUCCUUCCACUCUUCCCAUUCCCUCGUCGGCUGCUCAUGCACUCGCUCCCUUUGCUUCAUCGUCCGACUACUCUGAUGGUGCAGCCUCUUCUGAUACCGACGCAUCACAUAUCAAUAGCCUCUCGAGUGAUGCAGAGGCUGGGCCCUUUACACCCUUGACGCCCAAUACACCCGGCGCAGCGCCGAGGACGAGGAGAAGCAGGACGUCGAGCGACGGCGCCGCUGUCACUCGUGGGCGAGGGCCUUCUUCGUCUUCCUGGACGGUUACCACGAGCACCUCGAUCCCUGGCUCAGCCCCUAUGAGCAGCUCAACGAGCAAUCCUUGGCGCCCACGUCAACUGCAACUGGUACAUCGCAGAGAACGCCAAGGCCCAACGUCACCCUCGCUGUCUCCUUGGGCUGCUUCAGAGUCAUCGAUUCGAUCUAACACGUCGAGUGCUCCUUCGACUUCGGCGCCCUCAAAUUCCAUGGGACUUGGUAUUCAGCUUCCCAAAUCACCCGCGAUAGGUUCAAAUUUCCCUGUCAUGGGUCCCGGACGACCUGACAAGGCGGCUCCUUCUGCAGCUGUCAAGACUGCAAAGAGUCGCAAAAAGCUUGGGGGAAAGGGACAAGGACUCAAAAAGCUGGCAUUAGCUACCAGCAGCAGCGGCUCGACGAGCCCUCUCCUCGCUACAGACAGUCGUUCGCCAACGCCCAGCUCUCAUCUCCUCGGCUCGCCUUGGCAGAGGGAUCACGCCAGCGAAGGCGAAUUACUUUCUUCUCGCCCUUCAUCCCCGGCCUUUGCCGCUGGCGGCUGGACUCCGCGAUCUCGACAAGCUUCUGCCGAUUCGGCCAACAAGUCGCCUCUAUCCGUCUUGCCACGCACACCGACUUUUGCGACAUCGGGCGCUGAUUCCUUGAGUUGGGCACGAGAGCAAGAGGAGCGAGCGCAGAGGGGAACAACGAUACCCCCGCCGCCUCGAGCACAAGAGGAUAUCGUCGAGGUGACCGCGCCCGGCUGCUCGUCCGUUCCUUCACUAGACUCUGAACGUCAUCACAGGUCCGACUCCAUGACCUCGAGACAGUCGACCUCGCCCUCUCGCAGACGCAAGAAGCCUCCAACGCCGCUUAUUCUUCUGCCCAAUGGCCGACAAGCAAGUCUCGCCUCUUCAAGUGGACUGCUCAGCGCUUCUAGCUCAGAUAAGUCGCCCACUCCAUCUCCUACACUUCUCCCGCCACUGCCUUCAACUGCCAAAUCCACCUUCUCAGCAUCACGUUCGACUGCCGACCAUCUCGAUGCCUCUGGAUUGGCGCCAGCUACUUCUCUCCUUAGCCCUGCUGGCACCGAUUUGACAGAGAGCUUUCGAACGCCGACAUUCUCUCCGCCGUCAGCGAAAGCGGCGCAGCUCGACCAAAAGACAGAGGGCGGUGGUGAUAUUGUCUCUACAUUGAAGCCGAUACAGGCAACUUCGGAUGCGCUCGCCCUGCCCUGCGCCAAACGUGCGUCGACGCCAUUAAAGACUGCCUACUUCGAUCCUGAGGAGGCAGAUGCCAGUUCGCCCAGUGACUAUGGCGAUGGUGAGGGUGAGGAUGAAGCAGAAGAGACGGCCGUGUCGUCAUCGUACUCGACCGCAACAGCGCCUGCAAAAGCGCUAGAGGACAAUGUCCCCCUGAUCUUCCGGCGCAUGAUGAAGAACUUUAGAUCAAGCACUCCUCCUGACCAAAGGGAGCCCAAUGGCUCGCAAGCCAUUCUCUCGCAGUCGACCUCCGACACUCUCCCCUCCCUUCCUUCACUUGCUUCUCUGCUGGGAUCCUCUUCAUCGACUUCUUCGCUGCUCGACAGCAAGGGGCAAAGCGAAACGGCCGAUACCGCUAGCACAAAGCUCACAUCGUACGAUGACGUGCGUGAACAUGAGAUGGCAGAGAUGGACUGCGAAGAGGACGAGAGCGAGUUGUUCGUCGGUGUCAACGUCGAGAGCAGAGCUCAAGAAGCUGCAUCGUCUCGAGGCGAGAGUCCCCCGGUGGAAGACGAGCAGAUGCCGCAACUUGGUCUCGGUAUCGGCAUUGCCGAUACAUCGCAGGCAGGCUCGACCUACUCUGAUCUGCAUCUCCCGGCCGCCGACAUUUUCCCAGACAGCAAUGGCCAGUCAAACUCGCCGUCCCCGGCUGAUCAGUCCACGUGUCGCAGCGCCUUCGAAUUCGACUUGAUAGGCGAGAGCGAGCGUGCUGUGCUAGCUUCGCCUGCCUCGGACCAAAGCCUGAAUGCAGAUGUAUCAGAGCCAUCGCGCUACUCAAUGCCUUCGGCCGUUCAAGACGAAGCGAUAACCGUCGACUUCAAGGGGAGCCAAAAUGAGCAGCCGCCGGAGCUGCCGAAGCAGCAACCCAGAGAGCGCAGCUCUCCUCACGCCGGGCCCUCCUCGGUGUUGCCGGAUUCUGAGGUGACGGUCACGCAAGGGCAACUACCAGUGGCGUCGUCUGACCGUCUGGCAGCGCCCGUGACUCCGUCAGUGCAGCCAUAUCAGUCUCCGGCCUUGGGUGAGCCCCCUCACUUCAACACGAGUAUCUUCCGUGCCCCGCCUACGCCGCGGCGCAAGGAUUUCGACGAGGAUUUGGUGGCGCCAAAGGAGAGUGGUCCUUCCAUGCCGUCGAGUCAAUCCAUUGAAUCGCUGCAAGAGCCACUUCUUCCAGCGUCGGCAGCCAACGUCGACUUUUACCAGCAGCAAGCAAGGCCAGGCGUUCGCCGCCCGACGUCCACGCUCCACAUGCAGCCACUGCACCUGCUCUCUUCCUCUGCUGCUUCAAAGUUGUCAAAUGGUGGUACGAAUGCAUUGCCAUCAUCGCCAGGAGAUGGCAAGCCUCAGCUCUGGCUCAACACCCUCGCGCCGCCAGUCUCGCUGCGGCCUCCACAAGCUCAGAAGAUGCUACCAGUCCCGUCGCCGACGGCUGCAUUCUUCCCUCAGUCGACUACGCCUUCAUUGUCCCCUGCGUCGACGCCUCACAGCAGUUGCCUUGCCUCAGGCCAAACGCCGCCCAUGUCUUCACAGGCCAGCCGCUCGCAGAUGUAUUUUGUUGCCCCUCGGUCGGCUCCUCUUCCUCAAGGCGCCUUCUCUCCAGCGAUAUCUGCCACUCCGAACGUGAAUCAGAGGUCUGUCUUUGAGGACUGGGACGACGACGUGGUGUCGACAAAGGCGCAGAAUGGUGGUCUUACCAGCAGGUGGUCCAGCGGCUCCGAGUCUGAAGUCGAGGCAACGACUGCAAAGCGGUCCUCUUCCAAAAGUCGCAAGUCGGCGAGCAAGAAGCGCUCAAGCUCAGCAGCGCCAUCUGCAAGGAACAGUGUAUCCAGUCAGGCGGGGGGUGCCGCAGCAGGCAGCAGCACCGCAGCCCUCUCGAAUGUCCGUCCAGGUGCGGCGCAGCUGCCCAAGGGGAAAAGCUUCUUGCACUCUCUUGGCCUGCGCAAGAAGAGCAUGCCCAACCUGCGCGACUCGGCUGUGGCAACUGCGACGACUCGUUCGAAUUCUCCUGCGACGCCUGGCCUAGACAGCCCCGCUCUGCCUCGUGUCAGCACAGCGGAAGGCUUUCCCUUCCCCGGCAUGCUCCCGGGUGCGCCAAAUAGCAAGACGACUGAAAUGACUGCAGUGCCUCCGCGGCCGCCAUCAUAUCAAUCGCGAUCAUCGACGACUACCUCAGCUCACAAGAAGCAGAGCCCUUCGAUCUUCAGCCAGCUCUCUGCGCCCUUGAACCACAAGCGUAGUACAGCGAGUCUCAAAUCGGAGGCCGCCGGCAGCCGAGGAGGCGUCGGCCAUCGCUCUGCUCUCAGCAUCAACGAAGUCAAUGAGCCUCCAGCUACGCCCACGAUGGCGCAAGGAGCGCACUCGCCGCGAUUGAGUCCCAAAAAGGAGAAGACGUCGAGCGCGACAUCGGGUGGCACGGGAAAUCUACACGCUCGCAAGAGAAGUGGGACGUUGAUUGCGCCUAUGGAUGUCGCAGGGUCUCGCUCUUCCUUGAAGCACCUCUCAAAGUCUGCCACCGACCUUCCCUUGAGCUUGCGUCAAGCUUCGGUGGACAUGCUCAGAAGUCAGACUGCUGGUGAAGCUUGCUCGCCUUCGCCGGAGGAGGAAGCGACGCCUAGGGUGGCCUACAUUGGCCUUGCCGAUCACGACGCUAAGGAACCAAAUGGCGACGUCGACGCUGUGAAUCCUGGGACUGCUCCAAGAGCUGGUGAUGACGAGCAAGACUCACAAGCUUUCAUGGCCAUCGGCCAGGGCUUUGUCGACUCAUGCUUCUCUCCUGACGCCGAGGCCGUGGAUCCCCUUUCUACACUGCGAGCCAGCGGUGUUCAAGGCCACUCGCUCAGGAAGCGCCUGCCUCGGCGCUUGGCAAAGGCUCGCAAAGCAGCACGACUCGCUCGAGGGCAGGACGUGACUGCUCACUAUCCAUCCUGGUCAAAGGAGGGACAGUAUUGGCUGAGAGAGCAGAACCUCGACUCAGCCGAGGGACUGUAUGUCAUUGCAGCAAGCCGAGAGCAGGACUCAGGCGUCGCUGACUACAGAGGCUUCAGCGACGGGAGUCAGAAAGCGGACAAAGACGAUGACGACAGCGCAGAUGAAUAUGGCAGCGGAGAUGACUACGCCGGGGCAGGUCCGUCUAAGGGAGGUGGUGGCGGUAACGGCGGUGAUGGUGGCGAUGGUGGCGACAGUCGAGGCAAUGGACGUGAGGACGACGGCGACGGCAACCGUCGCUACGAAGUUGCAAAAGAAAGCGAUGCGAGCACGUCUGAAGACUCUGAGGAUGACUACGGCGAGGAUCAAGACUCUGAUGACCAGCCGCUCGGGCACAAUGUCGGCGAUAUCGGCACCCUUCAGCGCCGACUGCAGCGUCAAGGCAAACAGCGGCGUGAGCACGGGGAGCGAUCCAGCCGCACCAAUGCAGCACAGUCGCAAGGCAAGCUCAUUCGUGGCGCCCUAGACGGCGGCGAGCUCGCCAAUCGCUUGACCAGCCUCUCGCUGCGCCGCCAGCAGAGCCAAGCCUCGAGGGCCGCGCCGCGGGCCAGCGCUGUGGACGAUGCCAGGGCCGAGCGUAUCAGUCGAGCCCGGUCGCUGGCCAACAGAGUCCGCCCUCGACUCAGCUCGGAGACGGCACCCCCACCUGCACCGCGAUCGCGACGAGGCUCAGAUGCUGCCCAACGAGGCGGUCAAUCCGGCCUCACUUUACCUCCGAUCAAGACCAUGCCGAUGGUCUCCGCUCAAGCUGCUGCGAUGCAAGGCUCCCUCUCGGCGGGGGCAGUGAGCAACACCGCUGCCGUCCACCAGGCUGCAAUUGCUGUCGCGUCAAAGGCCGCUCGGGAUGGUCGCAUUCCGCCGGAAGCCGUUCCUGCGCAGGCCCAAUUUUUUGCAGCGCAAGCACUCGCUGCUCGCUCCCUCUCUUCACCGUCUCCUAGCAGCGAGUCUUCGCCGCCCACGCGGACUGUGCAUCGCAAGCCUCCUCCAAGGGCGCAAGGCACCCUCGACGCAGGGUCAUCGCUAGCAAAUGGAGCUCAACGACGACCGUCUGUCAGCUCAGCCACAAGCGAUGUCUCUCGACGCGCGCGACCGACAGGCCUCGAUGUGCGAGUGACGGCGCCAAUGUCUUUGGACUCCCCUGCCAGCGAUGCGUACGAAGACGCGCUUUCGCCUCGCAAUGGCGAGAGAGAUGGCCGCAACUCGGAGCGAUCGUCUGCGGUCGAGCGACGCGUGCAAGAGCAUCGCGUCUACAUCGUUACUCGACAGCGUUAUUCGCACUGCGAGGUGCCCAUCCACGGUCGUGCUCGCGACGUCGUUCUCGACGUUCUGGAGAGGGAGACGGUACAAGCCUUACCUGGUCGCGGCGGUUGGGCGCUGUUUGACGUUUCACCGGGGCUGGGUACCGAGCGGCCUCUGCGCGAGUACGAGGUGGUUUCAGCUGUUGCUGAAGCUCGUCCGGACGCUCAGAAUGACUUUUUCCUCCUCAAGCAGACGGAGCUGUCCAUCUACGCUUCCAUUCGGGCGGUACCCAAUGUCUCGCCUUCACUUGCCGGCAACGUCUAUUUGCAAGACAAGCGGGGCAAGUGGAACAAGCGCUGGCUCGAGUUGCGAGAUCACGCCCUCUACCACGCCAAGUCGGAUAAGGGCAAAGACGAGGCGUUCCUCUGCCAUCUCUCGGCCUUUGACGUUUACCUGCGCCGAAGGCGUACUCUUUCGCGCUAA